UUCUUCCUCGUUUCACGAUCGAUCGCAACCCCCUCCUAUAUCUUUUCCUUCUUCUCCAAACUUCACCACAAAAUCUUCUUCAUUGCCAAGGACCACAUGGCUCUCCCUGAAACACAAGGCAAAACCCUAUCAGAUGCCUGGGACUACAAAGGCCGACCUGCCGACCGGUCCAAAACUGGUGGCUGGACAAGCGCCGCAAUGAUUUUAGGUGUGGAGGCAAUAGAGAGACUGACCACGCUAGGAAUUGCCGUUAAUCUGGUCACGUACCUUACAGGCACUAUGCACCUUGGAAAUGCCGCUUCAGCCAAUACCGUCACGAACUUCCUCGGGACUUCAUUCAUGCUUUGCCUGCUUGGGGGCUUCGUAGCCGAUACAUUCCUUGGCAGGUACCGUACAAUUGCAAUCUUUGCCGCGAUUCAGGCAGCUGGGGUCGCCAUCUUGACCAUCUCUACCAUAAUCCCGGGUCUCCACCCCCCGAAAUGUGAUCCAGGAACCGCGCAAGCCUGCAUCCCCGCGAGUGGCACACAACUUCUAGUCCUCUAUGUAGCCCUCUACACCACUGCCCUAGGGACGGGCGGCCUCAAAUCGAGCGUAUCAGGGUUCGCAACGGACCAGUUCGACGAGUCAGACAAGAAGGAGAGGACUCGGAUGAUUAACUUCUUCAACUGGUUCUUCUUCUUCAUAAGCAUCGGGUCUCUCGCGGCGGUCACAGUCUUCGUGUACAUACAGGACAACCUCGGGAGGCAGUGGGGCUAUGGGAUCUGCGCCGCUGCAAUUGUGAUCGGUCUGAUUGUGUUCGUGUCGGGAACGAGGAGGUACCGGUUCAAGAAGCUCGUGGGGAGCCCGCUGACACAGAUUGCGGUGGUGUUCGUGGCGGCAUGGCGGAAGAGGCACUUGGAGCUGCCUUCCGAUGUCUCACUUCUGUUCAAUGUUGAUGAUUUGAUUUUGGAAAGAGACAGUAAGAAGAAGAAGCAGAGGUUGCCCCACAGCAAGCAGUUCCGUUUCCUGGACCAGGCGGCAAUCAAGGACCCCGAUAUGCCGUUUAACUCGACCCUAGUGAACAAGUGGUACCUGUCGACCCUAACUGACGUGGAGGAAGUGAAGCUCGUGUUAAGUAUGUUGCCGAUUUGGGCCACCAACAUAAUGUUCUGGACCGUCUAUGCCCAGAUGACCACGUUCUCCGUGUCCCAGGCCACAACAAUGGACCGUCACAUCGGGAAAUUCCAGAUCCCGCCGGCAUCGCUGACGGUUUUCUUCGUUGGGGGCAUCCUCGUGACAGUCCCCAUCUACGACCGGUUCAUCGUCCCCAUUGCGAGGAGACUGCUGAAUAACCCUCAGGGCCUGACCCCGCUCCAGCGUAUCGGGUUGGGCCUGGUGUUGUCGAUCCUCGCAAUGGCAGCUGCUGCCCUGACCGAGCUGAAGCGGCUCCGGGUCGCUCAGGACCACGAGCUGACCGACAACCCAUCUGCGGUGAUCCCACUGACCGUGUUCUGGCUCACCCCGCAGUUCCUAGUGGUAGGGGCGGGCGAGGCGUUCAUGUACAUCGGGCAGCUCGACUUCUUCCUAAGGGAGUGCCCCAAGGGGAUGAAAACCAUGAGCACAGGGCUGUUCCUCAGCACGCUGUCGUUAGGGUUCUUCAUGAGCUCGCUGCUGGUCACAGUAGUCCACAGGGUGACUGGGACCAAGAGGCCAUGGCUCGCUGACAACCUCAACCAAGGUCGGCUCUAUGACUUCUAUUGGCUGCUGGCAAUCUUGAGCUGCAUCAACCUUGUGGUCUACCUGGCCUGUGCCAAGUGGUAUGUGUACAAGGACAAGAGGCUUGCUGAUGAGGGCAUUGAGCUUGAAGAAUCAGAGCCCACUUUCCAUGCUUGAGUGGGCCCGGGGGCCCACAGGGUCCCAGUGCUCUUCACAUUUUCAGCCACUGUUGUCUUGCAAUCAGCCCUUUCAUUUUGUUUCUUCUUCUCUGUGAUUUUUGUAUAGCCAAACCCCGGCCCCAGGUGAUGAUCUCUAGCUCAACAGUGUCUGUGAGUUUUAACCUUUCAAAUAUUUGUAAAAUAGUGAAAUGCAUGCCAAGGAGCAACACAUAAUACAAGUUGUGGAGAUGUUUCCGUAACCAGUUUCGGGAAUCC
This is a messenger RNA of Punica granatum (pomegranate), 2129 nucleotides long. NCBI's taxonomy places the organism in Eukaryota, Viridiplantae, Streptophyta, Magnoliopsida, Myrtales, Lythraceae. The record is from RefSeq and is a predicted model, not a curated record.